AUGGAUACGGUGCAUCCACACGUCAAGUUCACAGCCUCACCAGCCACUGGUAGAGUUUUUGCAGCCACUGCUGCAAAGGGUGCUGGUGGAAGCAAAGAAGAGAAGGGUUUCCUUGAUUGGAUCCUUGGAGGGUUGCAGAAGGAAGACCAGCUGCUAGAGACUGAUCCUAUCCUGAAGAAGGUGGAGGAGAAGAAUGGAGGCACCACCUCCUCUGGCCGAAAGAACUCUGUGGCAGUGCCACAAAAGAAGAAAGGAGGCUUUGGAGGACUCUUUGCCAAGAACUGA
This is a messenger RNA of Sphenostylis stenocarpa, 285 nucleotides long. NCBI's taxonomy places the organism in Eukaryota, Viridiplantae, Streptophyta, Magnoliopsida, Fabales, Fabaceae. The record is from the annotation of a GenBank genome assembly.